Caenorhabditis elegans is the source of this 2329-nucleotide messenger RNA. RefSeq names its product G-protein coupled receptors family 1 profile domain-containing protein (gene Y40C5A.4). Gene Ontology annotation, cellular component: membrane. Gene Ontology annotation, molecular function: G protein-coupled receptor activity. Gene Ontology annotation, biological process: G protein-coupled receptor signaling pathway; signal transduction. The record is from RefSeq and is marked reviewed. NCBI's taxonomy places the organism in Eukaryota, Metazoa, Nematoda, Chromadorea, Rhabditida, Rhabditidae.
GUAAUUCACCGAUUCGGUUUCAAAAAUGGCCGGAUUUAGUUUAGAAGAAUCGGCUGUAAAAAUACUUGGAGUGACAAUUGCCGUCAUUGGUGCAAUUUAUUUAAUUUAUCCACCAGGACUUCUCCUAAUUCCAUUAUCUCUUUUCAUCUUUUCCUACACCACGAAAAAUGAAAAAUGUUCCAGUAAAAAUGUCGACACCUUCUUUUCCGGUUUCAAAAUUGGUGGACAUCGUGGAGCACCGAAGAGUUUUCCAGAGAACAGUAUGGCUGGAUUUGCACAGGCAAAAGCCGAUGGAGCUGAUUUGAUAGAGUUUGAUGUGGCUUUGACAAAAGAUGGAAAAGCUGUUUUAAUGCAUGAUGAUGAUUUGGAUAGAACUACGGAUAUGAAGGGACCAAUUAGAGAUAAAACCCGUGCUGAACUAGAUCGUUGUGAUAUUUCUGCAACUUUUAAAAGAACUGCACCCGGAGACCACUGUCGUUUGGCUACCGUAUCUCGUGAACGUGUCCCAGAUAUGGAGGAUGUUGUUAAAUGGGCAGUUGAGAACAAUACUCGAAUGCUUUUUGAUGUUAAGGAUUCCGAUAAUGAGCUCGUUGAUCAAAUUGCCAAUCUUUUUCAAAAAUACAAUCUCUAUGACAAGGCAAUCGUAUGCAGUUUCUUCCCUUGGGUUGUAUAUCGUAUCAAGAAAGGAGAUCAAAAGAUUUUGACGGGUUUGACGUGGCGUCUCAAGUUCUGGUCUUACCACGACAUUGAGAAUAUCCGUCCAAGAUACUCGGGACCAAAACAAAUGCUUUUUGAAAUGAUUGAUGUUGCUCAUGUUUGGCUUCUAAAAAAAGUUACUCCUUGGUAUCUUGGAGCUGAUCUUUUGCUUACGAAUAAUUUGGAUAUUUCUCAGUUUAUGAAUGGAUAGUAACAAUAUCAGCUUCGUAGAAGAAGUAUUCGAGGAUAUAGAAGAUGAGUGUGCCUACUCUCCACCAAUAUUUCUCGAGUGGAAAAUGGUUUUUGUGGGUGUGAUUGGAUUAAUAGUUGCACUCAUCAGUAUUGUUCACAAUUCACUUCUCUUCUACACAUUUAGUACAUCUACAGUACUCCGGAAACGAAACCUGACAUAUUUGAUGUGGAUUUCCGGAUGCGAUGUUUUCAUCUCGAUUUGUUAUAUUGCAAUUAUGUGUGUUCAGGUGUACACCGACUAUUUCGUAUCAUUCAAGUUAUUAGUUUUAUGGCAUGACUAUUUACGGACUGCUUUCACAGUGUCUCAUAUCACCUUAUCGGCUGCUUCAUUUCUUCUUAUGGCCGCAACAGUUGAAAGAUAUCUUCAAAGUACUGCCGAUAACAGGACUCUGAAGUUAUUUCAAAUUCUCGCAACCCACAGGACAUAUGUUGUUUUUUGUUGUUUCCUAGCGAGUCUCAUAUUUCGAGGAACCGUGUUUUUUGAGAUUGAGGUUGUUACUCAACCGAAUUGUACGGGAUUUUCAUCAAUGGGUUUGGCAGUUGUACCAAUGUUUGGAGAAAGUAUGGAUGUUGUUUGGAGAUUUUUUAUUCGAAAAAUUGUUACCGUUUUCUUGCCAUUUGCAGUUUUGGCAUACUUCAAUGCAGCAAUUGUAAUGAAUGUGCGAAGGACUGAUCGGGAUCAAACAGUCAAAGCAUUGGUUUUAUUUAUUACUGUUGGAACAAGAGGAGAAGUUACACGAUUGAGAUCACGGCUGAGAGCUGUUACAAGAAUGCUUGUUAUGGUUGUUACUGGAUAUCUACUUGCGAAUAUUUUAGAUAUUAUUAUUGCGUUUUGGGAGACAAUCAAUAUUCAAAGUCUUCAAGAACUUCCUUCAUUAUAUACAGUACUUUCGGACAUUUCAUCAUUUUUACCAAUUGCUGCAUGUGCUCUUCGUCUCCCUAUCUACACAAUUAAUGAUCGUCAAAUUAGAGUCGAGGUUCGAAGAAAGUUUUGUUAUCUCAUAACGAGAUGUUGCACAUGUUGUCCAGGAGUUCUUUGCGAUACUCAUCAAAGAAAGAAACUUCAUGAUAAUCAGUUGGAAUCGGAAAGACUUUGGCCCAAGAAUGAGCCAACUCCAAAACUUGAGCAUGAAAUGACACAACUAUGGACAAAGUCUACUGAAAGACUUGGCUGAAAAAAGAUCAGAAAUUACGGCCUUCAAUCCCUAAUAAUGGCUCGAGCUUCUCUCUCCACAAAGGAAAUCUACGACAUUCACCGGUUCCGAGAAACUUAUGAUGUUUGAACACGAUACCGUUAGGCAAGAAAUGCAACUGUUUCGCUGAAAAUCGGGUUUUUAAUUACUUAUCUUGCUUUACAAAUAAAAUUGUUUUUGGUAAAAAA